AUGUCAGCAUUCAAACAAUUUAAAGAUUUCUUAUUUUCAAAGCAGUCGUUGAAGUAUGUUUGUACUACUCAUUUUUGGGGACCAGUAUCAAACUUUGGUAUUCCUGUUGCUGCGAUUUUAGAUUUAAAGAAAGAUCCAGACUUAAUAAGUGGUCCAAUGACAGGAUCAUUGAUAAUUUACUCCCUCGUUUUUAUGAGAUAUUCUAUGGCAGUUACACCUAAAAAUUAUCUUUUGUUUGGUUGUCAUUUUGUCAAUGAGUUGGCGCAAUUGGGUCAAGGGUUCAGAUGGAUUAAAAAUACUUAUGACAAAGAGCCCGCGAGCACCUCAACAGGUCCCAAGUAA
Messenger RNA from Priceomyces carsonii, 342 nucleotides. Its product is annotated as pyruvate transporter. Lineage: Eukaryota; Fungi; Ascomycota; Pichiomycetes; Serinales; Debaryomycetaceae. Gene Ontology annotation, cellular component: mitochondrial inner membrane. The transcript has a single exon. Gene Ontology annotation, biological process: pyruvate import into mitochondria. The coding region runs from base 1 to 342 and encodes 113 amino acids. The record is from RefSeq and is a predicted model, not a curated record.